Messenger RNA from Puma concolor (puma), 1239 nucleotides. It is a transcript of the gene RNF149, whose product is annotated as ring finger protein 149. Lineage: Eukaryota; Metazoa; Chordata; Mammalia; Carnivora; Felidae. The record is from RefSeq and is a predicted model, not a curated record.
AUGGCGUGGCGGCGGCGGCCCGAGGCCGGCGUCGGGGUCCGCGGCGCGCUGGCGCUGCUGGCGCUGGCUGUGUGCGCGCCCGGGGCCCGGGGGCGGGCGUUCGAGUGGUAUUCGGCUGUGGUGAGCACCGAGUACGUCGACCCGUACACGAACCGCACCGUAUGGAGCGUCUCGGAGAGCGGCCGCUUCGGCGACAGCUCGCCCAAGGAGGGCGCGCAGGGCCUGGUGGGCGUCCCGCGCGCGGCGGAUCGCGACCCCGAGGGCUGCGCGCCAGAUACCCGCUUCCUCGUGCCCGCGCCCGGCGGCCGUGGAGCCGCGCCCUGGGUCGCCCUGGUGGCGCGCGGUGGCUGCACCUUCAAGGACAAGGUGCUGGUGGCUGCACGGAGGAACGCCUCGGCCGUGGUCCUCUACAACGAGGAGAGCCACGGGAACCUCACCGUGCCCAUGUCCCACGCGGGAACAGGAAAUAUAGUGGUCAUUAUGGUUAGCUACCCAAAAGGAAGAGAAAUUAUGGAUCUGGUGCAGAAAGGCAUUGCAGUCAAAAUGACCAUAGGAGUUGGCACCCGUCAUGUGCAGGAGUUCAUCAGUGGUCAGUCUGUGGUAUUUGUGGCCAUUGCCUUUAUCACCAUGAUGAUUAUCUCGUUAGCCUGGCUGAUAUUUUACUAUAUACAGCGUUUCCUAUACACUGGCUCACAGUUUGGAAGUCAGAGUCAUAGAAAAGAAGCUAAGAAAAUUAUUGGCCAACUUCCACUUCAUACUGUAAAGCAUGGAGAAAAGGGAGUCGAUGUUGAUGCAGAAAACUGUGCAGUGUGUAUUGAGAAUUUUAAAGUGAAGGAUGUUAUCAGAAUUCUGCCAUGCAAGCAUAUUUUUCAUAGAAUAUGCAUUGACCCAUGGCUUUUGGAUCACCGCACGUGUCCAAUGUGUAAACUUGAUGUCAUCAAAGCCCUGGGAUAUUGGGGAGAGGUGGAGGAUGUGCAGGAGAUGCCCGCUCCAGAAUCUACCCCUGGGAGUGUUUUGGCUGCAAAUUUGAGUAUUACUCUACAAGAGGAGGACAGAAGCGAGGGGAACAAUUUACCGUCCUCUUCCACUAGUGAGUCUGCACUGCAGUGUGACGCCGGCUUUAAAGAAGAUGCAGGUGAAGACACAGCCUUACUAGAAAUGGGCAGGAGCGACCUUGAACAUGGAAGGCCCGUCUCUUAGCACACAUCCUGGUGACCGCGUCAUGGACAGAGCAUUGAC